UUUCUUUGUUUUUUUUUCUUAUUGUAGAGACGAUCCGCCAUCGACAGAGAAAGUGGGUAUGAGAAGAGGAACAACAACAAGGUUAUAGCAACAGCGAAAACGGCAAGUAUAAAAACAGCAACUACAAAAACAGCAUCCGUAACAUCAUCAUCAACAGCAACAUCAAAAUGAGUAACAACAGCAAUGAGAAAGAAAUGGCUGUGCGAGUAGAGUGCUAUCCUGAAGAAGCUCUUAUUGACCAAGUGAUCUCUAUCCAGGUAUUGAACUUGCUACCCUUUACUUCAGUCACCAUCAGUGCCUGGAUAGAGCAGAAUGGUAAACACUUUGGUUCGUAUAGCCACUACACAGUUUCAGAACAUGGUGAUGUAGAUUUGAGCAAAGAGUGUGCAGAACCUUCUGGCUUGUACGUUGGUGUGGAAUCUAUGGGUCUUUUCUGGAGCAUGGUGUCUGUCCCAGGACAGCGGACUGGUGAGCGACUUUACCAGAGUGAAGCAAGUGAACCUCUCGCAUUUGAGAUACGAGUGUACGAUGGUCACUUGUGUUGGGAUGAGUUGUGGGUGAAGUAUGAAGAACGGGGUGUUAUAAAGGCUGGUUGUAGUGAGGAGAACCUCCUGGCUAAGAAGGUAGUCCUGCGCUCAUAUAAGGCUCCGGAUGUGAGUCGAAUUGUGGUGGAAACGGGGCGUAUCCGAGGAACGUUGUUUAUCCCAGCUGGCUUGCGGGAUGGCGAGACACGCCCUGGGGUGAUUGAUAUGUUUGGUUCCCGUGGUGGGUUGUUAGAAAUGAGGGCUGCACUUCUUGCAUCUCAUGGGUUUGUCGCCAUGGCGCUGGGUUACUUCUACUACAAAGACCUGCCGACUGAAUUACGUUUUGAAUACGAGUACUUUGAGGAAGCAGCUCAUUGGUUGCAGAGCCAACCUAAUGUGGCCCCAGGGGGAAUUGGCAUGGUGGGUGUGUCACUCGGGGCACAGAUCACCCUCUACAUGGGUUUAAACUGUCCGAUUGUGAAAUCAGCCGUCGGUAUAGGCCAUCCACCUACAUUUGGCACUGGGACUAAAUUUACAAGGGCUGGACAACUUGUCCCUUGCCUCAAUUUGCAGUGUAUAAGUAUAGUGAUCCAAAACGAUGGUAUGAGAUCAAUGCAAGUGGAAUAUGAUCUGGAGAAAUACUUCACUUUUAAUACCAGUCACACACCCUCUUUACUCAUAAUCCUUGGCGCGGAGGACACGAUGGUAAAAGGGUCCGAUGUUACAAAGUGGUUAGACACCUUGAGUGACGCUGACCGGUCAAUGGUAGAAGUGGCCGUUUACGAAGGUGCUGGUCAUCUCAUAGAGCCACCUCAUGCCCCACUCUGCUCCGCCACGUAUCACAAGUGGUUGAAAGGGGUAGCGUAUUAUGGCGGCACGCCAAAGUUACAUGCUGUGGCACAGGAAGAGUCAUGGAAACGGAUAAGAGACUUUCUGUGGAAUACACUUGGGAAAGGGUACACUAAAAGUCGUUUGUGAACCAAAAAAAAAAAAGCAAAAAACAAACAUUAAUACCAGUGGUGGUGGUGGCAGUGGUAUUCUGUUUAAACAAGAAACUAAGGUAAAAAAUAUCUGCCUUCGUGCUCAAGGGUGUACAGAGAUUUGUACACUCAGUCACUCUUUUGCCCCGAGUGAUUAUCUCCCUUGCUAUGACUGAAAUUAUUACAAGUGACAGAAAUACAACACUUAGUUACUAGAAUGCCUAUGCAUUUACAACAAAGGGACAUAACUGGACAUUACUACCAUGUGAUGAUGGAUAAAACAUCAGAUGAGCUUUAUAUUUGUAUGUGUGUUUGUAAAUACAUAUAUGUGUGUGUGUAUGUAUGUAUAUAUAUAUAUAUAUGUGUGUGUGUGUGUGUAUAUAUAUAUAUAUAUAUAUAUAUAUAUAUAUAUAUAUAUAUCAGGCUCAGUAAAAAGUAAGCAACAAUUUGAAACAUGAAAUUCAUCACAAUGUAUUUCAACAAUGCGCAAAUUUUAUUUAUCAAAGUAAGUACCAUUACAAUCAACACAUUUUCCCCAACGAGUUUCAAAUUGGUUUAUUCCGGUAACAUAAAAAUCUGGAGUUCUGGACCUGAUGAACUCUUUGAACGCACUUUCAGCAUCGGUUUGAUUUUUUUAACUCCUUCUCUUGCAGGAAACCAUCAAGGUGCUUGAAAAAGUAGUAGUUGGUAGGAGAAAGGUCUGAGGAAUAAGCUGGGUGGGGAAGAACAUCGUAGCCAAGUUUCCUCAACUUAUGGAGCAUCAUUAGCGAAACGUGGUUGAGCAUUGCCAUGAAGAAUGAUUGUCCCUCUUUUGUUGACCAGUCUGAGAUGGAGGAAUGGCAGUUUUUCAUUCAUUUUGGCAAUUUCAUGGCAAUAUGUUUCUGCUGUAAUGGUUUUUCUGGGUUGUAAGAAGGUAUAGUGGAUGAGUCCAACAGUACACUACCAAACAGUCACCAUAACCUUCUUUUCGAAGAGCUCAGGUUUAGGAAAGGUUUUCGGUGCUUCAUUUUGGUCCAACCACUGCGAAAAACAUUUGUGAUCCACUUUUCACUUUUCAUCACAAGUUACAAUACGGUUGAGAAAUGGAUCGUCCUGGUUACGGAAAAGAAGCAAGAAACAACUGUCAUAUCUGCGCAUUUUCUGAUUUUCAUUCAAAUCGUGUGGUACCCAUUUGUUGAGCUUUUUUUGAUUUUCCAAUCACAUGCAAAUGGUUGCAGGCAGUUUUCUGACUAACUUGAAGUCCUUUUGCCAAUUCUCGAGUAGUUUUACCUGGGUCUUUCUCAACAACGGUCUUUAAUUGACCGUCAUUGAUCACAGGUGGGUGUCCACUACAGUCACAAUCUUCAAGGCUCAGGUCUCCUCUGCAAAAUCGUUUAAACAAUUUUCGAGCUGACCACUCACUGGUCAUUUCCUCGCAAAACAUUUCAUUGAUAUCAUGAAUAGAUUCAGCUGCUUUAUGUCCUUUUUUGAAGUUGAAUAGCAAAAUUGCUCGAAUAUCGUGCUUUGAUAGUUCCAUUUCAGAUGAUUGUAACAACUGUGAAAAAAAUCAAUGUUAAUUUAUUGAUGCAUUUGGGCAAGUUAUGGGCUGUAUAAUCAGACAAUUUUUUUUUUAAAUGUUUAAAAAAAAUUCAAAAUUCUGCAAAAAUCUGGUACAAAUUCUUUAAAGUUCAAAACGUUGCUUACUAUUUACUAAACCUGAUAUAUAUAUAUAUAUAUGUAUGUGUAUGUAUACAUAGUCAAUGCGAAGAUAUAUUAUCUUCAUAAGGGAUUAUUAUAUCCCAAAUUUCAUUGGUUCAAUUGCCAACACCGUUGAGGAAAGUCUUUUCAAUAUGUAUGGGAUUAUCAUAAGUAUAUAUAUUAUUAAAGAAGAAUGAAACGUUUGUCAAGAUAUAAAAUUAAUUUAUUAACUAAC
Messenger RNA from Octopus bimaculoides (California two-spot octopus), 3416 nucleotides. Its product is annotated as acyl-coenzyme A amino acid N-acyltransferase 1. The record is from RefSeq and is a predicted model, not a curated record. Gene Ontology annotation, molecular function: fatty acyl-CoA hydrolase activity. NCBI's taxonomy places the organism in Eukaryota, Metazoa, Mollusca, Cephalopoda, Octopoda, Octopodidae. Gene Ontology annotation, biological process: acyl-CoA metabolic process; fatty acid metabolic process.